AACUAUAAAGUUGCAUCCAUAAACUUUUAAUCUAAUUUUACUUUCAAAAGUUUUUCAAUAAAUUUUACAUCUCAUUAUAUUAUAAUCAAAACGUUUUCAAUACAUUGUAUUAUGCGAAGAAUAGGGCGAUAUAAAUGAAUUUUAAGACAUUUUUCCACACACGUGGAGUUUAACUAGUAAAUACACACUCAGAAUACUUCAGCGCCAUGGAAAAUAUUAAAUUAAAAAUGGGUUUUGACGACCUAAUACCAGAGUUAGGAGGAGACGGAAGAUAUCAAGCGCUUGCCGUAAUAUCAUUCUUAUUGUUCUAUGCUGCAACUGCAUGGCAGUACAAUAUUACAGUAUUCAUCGCCGCUCAUAUGCAACAUUGGUGUCAUGUGCCAGAGUUAGCCCAUCUCAACCACACAACAUUUAUGCACAUAGCUGUUCCCCUCGAGGAAAAUCAGUUCGGAGAAGCCAUGUACAGUCAAUGCAGGGUCUAUGAUCUCAACUACUCCAGCGUCACAGCGGAAGGUGUGACUAACUGGAUCCCUAAUGGCAACACCAGUACAAGGAAAUGCAACGGAUAUGUCUACGAUACUAGCAGGUUCACGUCAACACUUGUAAGCCAGUAUGAUUUGGUAUGCGACCGGAAAUGGCUGUAUACCUUGGCAGCGUCGGCAUUCAUGGCGGGACUGUUCUGCGGUGCGUUCUGUUCCGGAGCUUUGGCAGAUAGAUUUGGGCGGCAACGAACUUGUUUUAUAAUGUUCGCUCUUCACUUUUUGACGACCAUGGGAGCAGCUGUGGUCCCCGACUAUGCAGCGUUCCUCGUUCUUCGUGGGCUUGUUGGGGCAUCAGGAUUGGGCGCAUAUACGACGCUUUAUGCCUACAAUCUCGAGGCCAUGUCCAAGGAGGCCAGGUCCAAGGCAUUUUAUAUUAUUAUGAUGGGGCGCUUGGCAAAAGGUGGUUUAGUGUUUCUAGCUUAUUUCAUACGAAACCAUAUACAUCUUCAGAUCGCUGCCUCUGUAUGUCUACUACCAGGAUUGAUAGUGGUAUUUUUCCUACCCGAGUCCCCGCGCUGGCUGAUGGCAACUGGGCGUUGGAACGAGGCAGAAGCCGUGUGUAAGAAGAUCGCUCGUAUCAACCGUGUAAAACUUUCCGAAGACUUUAACUUGGAUAAAUAUAGAGAAGCAUACUACGAAAACAAAACAUGUGAGGAAAACGAAGACAAUGGCAAGACGAAUGCAACAAUACUGGAUUUAUUCAGAACCCCACGUCUCAGGAAACGAACAAUUUUAACAUAUUGUAUGUGGUUUACAAUGAUUUUCCUUGCCUUUGGAAUUGACCUCAAUGUUGAGAAAAUCAUCCCUGGUGAUGUGUAUUUGAAUAUGCUCUCAAUGACGUGUUUGAAUGAGCUCGGAGGCUUCGUGACAGGAUACAUUGCCAUAUUCAAAAUGAAGCGAAGGAUUGUUGUGACUACUUGGUUUAUAAUUGCUGGUGUAUGUGUAAUUGCCAUGGCUCCAUUGAUGUUACUAGGUAUCCCAGGUAUAAUUACUGCCCUGGGUCUGAUAGGUGCUAUGCUGGUGACCAACUUAUGGUGUCUAGUGUACCUUUUCUCGGGAGAACUGUUUCCGACAGUGGCACGGAGUGUUGGCAUGGGUAGUGGUUCUAGUUUAUCUAGACUAGGUGGCCUUAUCACACCACAGCUUCCGCUACUGGGUGAUAUUUGGUAUGGACUACCCUACAUAGUACUAGGAGUUGUAGCAAUUCUAGGUGGAAUCCUUGUGCUUUGCCUUCCCGAGACGAAGAACCGGAGACUACCAGAUACCCUUCAAGAGGCAGAAAUAUUUGGAACAGCUAAGUAUGAUCAGGACUAUGCCAUGGACACAGCGACAUCUAUUCAAGCUCCACUAAAGGAGGACGGGGCACAAGAAGAAAAUGAGUCAAUGCUGUAA
Messenger RNA from Owenia fusiformis, 1934 nucleotides. The record is from the annotation of a GenBank genome assembly. Lineage: Eukaryota; Metazoa; Annelida; Polychaeta; Sabellida; Oweniidae.